CCGGCGCGGUGCGCGCGGGGCUCGGCUGGGCGCGGAGCGGGGGAAGAUGGAAGGAGCGUCCUUCGGAGCGGGCCGGGCGGGGGGGGCCAUCGACCCCGUGGAUUUCCUCAAGCAGCCGCAGACCCUGCUCCGGGUCACCACCUGGAUCUUCUCCAUCGUGGUGUUCGGCUCCAUCGUCAACGAGUGCUACGUGAACAAGGACAGCCACGACCCCGAGCUGCUCUGCAUCUUCAACGAGAAUGAGAGUGCCUGCAGCUACGGCAUCGCCGUGGGCCUCAUCGCCUUCUUCGGCUGCAUCUUCUUCUUCGUGGUGGACCUGUACUUCCAGCAGAUCAGCAGCGUCAAGGACCGCAAACGCGCCGUGCUGCUGGACCUGGGCUUCUCAGGUUUCCUGGCCUUCCUGUGGUUUGUGGCCUUCUGCUUCCUGGCAAACCAGUGGCAGAGGACGACGCUGACCCGCGGCUUCUCGCAGGGCGCCGACGCGGCGCGGGCAGCCAUCACCUUCUCCUUCUUCUCCAUCAUCAUCUGGGUGGUGCUGGCGCUGCGGGCGCUGCAGCGGUACCGCCUGGGCACGGACAUGUCCCUGUUCGCCACCGAGCAGCUCGGCACCGACCCCAGCGCGCCCUACCCCGGCUACCCCGGCGGCAGCAGCGGCGUGGAGAGCACGGAGACCUACCAGAGCCCCCCGUUCACCGAGACCUUAGAGCCCAACCCCAAAGGUUACCAAGUGCCAGCGUACUGAGAGGCUGCGGCGGUGCCACCCCCGCCCUGUCCCCGCUGUCUCCAGCCCCGACCCCUCAGUCAGUGCCGGGUCCCUUUAUUAGCUCGUUGUGCAGUGAAUUCUGUACAGUGGUAUUGGUUCUUGUCUUACCUGUCCCCGGGUUUCUAAAAGCAGUGUUCCCUCUAAGCCAGCAGGAAGGAAGGUUGGUGCCGCAUCACCUACAGGUGGGGAGGAGGAGGAGGAGGAGGAGGAGGAGGAGGAGAUGCCCCCUCCGAGCUCUGCUGGGAGAGCCCAGGACGCCUUUUCCUCCUAGCAAACAGCAGCUGAGGAGUUCUUAUCUCGUUCUUCCAGAGCUAACACAGAAUCCACCGAGGGUGGGUGGGCAGUGGGGAGAGCUGGCCCUGGCUGCUCCCACUGCAGGUUCCAGGAAAGUGCCAAAUUCACAGGGAAAUCAGUGGGGUCUGUGUUGUUUUCCUUUGUAUAUACUUGCUGUACAAAACAAACAUCCAAACAGGUGUUUCCAAACUUGGUUUAGAGGCUCAGGGGGCACAGCAGGCCGGGGUUGGGGUCAGUAUCCAGAGUGCUUCUAUGCUUCAGCGGGUUCUGGUUGAGGAUUUAAAAAGUUGCUGUUUGAAAUGGAAACCAGCAGGAGCUGGUUGCUAACUGGGAAUAGCCUGAGAUCAGUGGGGAUGUGUCACUUUGUGGUUCUGUUUCCUCGUGGGGAGUGGGAAAUGUGUAAAUUCCUAAGGAAUUUUUGGCUGGCAGCGCUGACACGUCCUCACCCUGGGGAGGUGAGGGCCGAGGUGAGGGCUCAGACUCGACAUCCAAGGCCAUUAGGAGCAAUACUGCACUUGUGUUUUUAUCCUGGGAGCAGCCUCCGUCUGUCAGCUGCAGCAGAACCCGGGUGGGGACGCGUGUGCCACCCUGCAGCCUCCAGGAAUGAGGGAUUCAGGCAGGGAGCUGGGAAGGUCCACAGGCCACCGGAGUGUGGGGUCACACCCGAGUUGGGAGCUGGUGUGGGAAGGGUCAGUGAAAAGCACCCGGGAAGGAGGCUCAGGCUGGGCUUCAGCUGCACGGAACAGAGGAAAGGACAGAAUGUAAAACCCAGCAGGUCCCUGCCAGCCUGCCAGCCUUCCCUGCCCGUGUGGCAGCUGGUCCAGGCUGUGGCACCGAGGGUGGCACUGAGGGCUGAGCAGAAACUGGAGUUCCCAGCCCUGGGUGGCAGCUCCAUCCCUGGAGGCUCCAGUGCCUUGUGGCCCCGUGAGGAGCAAUAGCCACCACCUGUCCCCUCCCUGUCACAGGCCCUGGUCGCCCUGGCCACAGCUCAUCCUGCUGCAGAUCAGUGUGCUAAUUAACGAGCAGCAGAGAAAUGCACUAACGAAGCAGCCGAUAUCCCCAGGUCACUGCCAGAGCGUUCCUUGCCUUGGCUCCAGGUCCUGGCUGUGCCCAGCCCCUCACAGGGGCCUGACCACGGCCCAGUGCAGGGUCAGCCUCAAGGGAUUCCGGGAUCUUGGUGGUUUUGUGGAGUCGGUUUUGCUGGGAAAGAAAAAAAAAACCCCGAGGAUUUUAAUACAGGGUAGGGUGGAACUGUAGCAAUAUUUUCCUUAGAGGGAACACUGAAACUUUAGCAGCACAAACAGUACUUGUGUUAAUAUUUUAGCGAAAUUAUAAUCAAUUUAAAUGUUUAAAUUGAUUGUACGUGAGAUAAUGUUCGUUGGGUACAGUGUAUUUUUUCUAACUAUAAUAUAACUGUUCCAGAGUUUCCGUGUAACCGUGAAGAGCUAAAGCUGUGUCUGCCUGUGGGACACGUCCUGCCCCGCGUGCCCCCGCUCAAUAUUACACGCUCUGAAUGUCC
This is a messenger RNA of Passer montanus (Eurasian tree sparrow), 2576 nucleotides long. RefSeq names its product synaptogyrin 3 (gene SYNGR3). Gene Ontology annotation, cellular component: neuromuscular junction; synaptic vesicle membrane. The coding region runs from base 47 to 742 and encodes 231 amino acids. Lineage: Eukaryota; Metazoa; Chordata; Aves; Passeriformes; Passeridae. The record is from RefSeq and is a predicted model, not a curated record. The transcript has 4 exons.